GUUGGGCCGGCACCGAGAAAGUCGAAGUGCCGCACAUCUCGCGACGCGCCGAGACUGUUCCAAGAGGCGAGCCAAUGUAGCGAAAACGCUGCGAAAAGCAUCGACCCGGUCCCACAAGCCAUGAGGUUUUCUCGGCCCCAUCGCGGUGCCGGAGACAACGUCGUAAGCAUUCCCAGCACUGUUGGCGACCAGGCUUGAGGAGGUGGCGGGGCAUCCCCGGAGGCGGCCACCAUGAACGAGAUCGCGCCACCUCCAAAGUAUCGGCUCAACCUUCGCGUGGUGCUCAUGUCGGUGCUCAUCUGGAUGGGAACGUUCCUCGUGUUUGCCGCUAUCUCGGUCACAUUAGCGAUUACCACAAACGCGAUGUACUUCCUGUUCAUCAUCAUGGGGCUCGUCGUGUCGACGUUCGCGAUGGCCUUUUACAAGCCCGAGGGGCCCUGGGAACCCCUGGUGCCGUACAGCCGGCUCUGCGAGCCCAGGCUCGAGACGCAUGCGCCCGUGUACGUGGAAGAGAAGUCCGCCGUGUACCCGCCUUCGCCGUCGGUCAAGAGUGUGACGCGCUCGGACCCUUGGCUCUGCACGAGUGCCAAGACGACGCUGCGUGGGUCGUUCUCGUCCCCCCGGCUCCGCAGCCAGGUCGACGACACGUGGCCCGCGGCUGCGGCACCGCCGCGCAACCCGACGGCGCGUCUGCCCUCGGGCUUCCUGCCUCUGGCGCCAGCGGCCGUGGCGCGCAGCCACUCGUCCACGACGCUCGACAGCCCCAGCCAGUGCGAGCAGGUCACGACGGUGAGCUGUCAUCAGGCGUACGGCUGCUACGAGAGCCGUGUGUUGCGAACAACAUACGAGGAGUUCCACCGGGUGAGCGACAAUGUCGAGACGAUCGAGUGCAUCGAGAGGUCCGAAGUGGUGACUACGGAGACAGCUGCCGCUCCCAGCCCGGAGCCGCUAUCGACGACUAUCCAGCUGGAGGAACCGGUGGAACCGGUGGCUCCCGAGAAAAAGAAGCGGCGUCUGCUGUGGAACAUCUUCAGCCGGAGCGACGACAAGACCGUGGUGAAGGAGUUUCCCGCGUACAAGAACGAGGACAGCGAAUCCAAGGCGGGCCUCUUGGAAGAAGAGUCCUCCGCACCGACAGACCCGCCGUGCUUCUCGAAGGCCCCGAGAGGCAUCGCGGACGCUCCGGAAUUCUCCAAGGUUGUCGCGAACAUCGAGCGAAACAUCCACGAGGCGAACAACCCUUACAGCAUUUUGCACAAGCCCAAGGAAGGCGGCGGAGGCACGACAGUGGCAUCCCAGAGAAAGUCGUCCAGCGAACGGAAGACGGCUAAAAAAAGUACGUCCAAAGGUGAGCAGGCUGCUGCCGCCAAGGUCAUGGGCAUCUUGAACUCGUCCGAGUCCAGCGCGUCAUCGUCCGGCGUCGGCGGUGCCACCGCUGCCGCUUCGGACGUGCCCUCAUUCUGGAAGGAACAGACGUCCCCGUUGCCCGACGACCCUUCUCCAGGAAGCAGCAGCCCCAUGGUCAGCGGACCGGCGUCGUCGGGACUGUCCUCAGGCGGAAGCCGCAUAUCGCUGGCCGGCUCCACGCCCAAAGACGCGGACCAGCAGUACCUGAACGAGGCGUUUAUCAAGUCGCGCUCUAGCUGGGACGAGCGAUCACAUCCGGACUCGACGACCCCGUUCCACAACAACGUGGGCGAAGGCAGCACCAGCCAGAGCAGCAGCCAGCGCACUGCGGUGUCCAAGAUGGCCGCCUCUUCGGCCGCGCGCUCCGAGGAGAAGGAGAUCUGGGCAUCGCCCAGCUGGAGCCCGACGAGAAACAGCAGCAACGCGGUCGGCGAGAAGGCCAGCCAGACAUCGCUGCGCGACUUCUGCCCGCAGUCGAGCGGAGACGACCACUUCCGAAUGUCGCCGCUCGUGAAGGCCGACCUGGUGGAGGUGACCGUCAUCAACAACCCGGCCCCGACCGACAAAGGUGCCGGAAGCAGCAAAUGCGCGCUGCAGUGCGCGGAGGGCGCGGAGAAGAAGCCGCAGCCAUCCAAGUACGUGCAGGCCACGAGCAAGACCAUCGAGACGGGCGUGCAGAUGGUGACGUGCGGCGGUGACAACAACAGUCCCACCAAGAAGUCAAAGAAGAAGAAGUUAAAGUUGCUGCCACGGUUCCUCAGGGUAAAGAAGAAGAAGUGAGUGACGCUCCUGGCCACGUUGGUGGUAGCCCCUGAUUGCACAGUGUUGAAGGCCAUACCUCUUUUUCUUUUUUUCUGGUCUAAUCUGUUGCGAGGCGCGGGUGGGGUGACAAGAGACUUUUGGACUGUUUGUUUGAGCACGAGAAACUGGCACGGGGCA
Messenger RNA from Dermacentor silvarum, 2346 nucleotides. RefSeq lists its product as uncharacterized. Lineage: Eukaryota; Metazoa; Arthropoda; Arachnida; Ixodida; Ixodidae. The transcript has 3 exons. The record is from RefSeq and is a predicted model, not a curated record. The coding region runs from base 232 to 2187 and encodes 651 amino acids.